Molecule: messenger RNA, 635 nt
Organism: Erigeron canadensis
Lineage: Eukaryota; Viridiplantae; Streptophyta; Magnoliopsida; Asterales; Asteraceae
Exons: 2
Coding region: 36-635 (199 amino acids)
Source: RefSeq, a predicted model, not a curated record
AAUACAUAUAUAAUACUAAAAAAAGACAUAUAAUCAUGAAUUUUAUGAAUGCAAUGGUGUUGUUUCUACUAAUCAUCACAACUACUACGAUUAGUUCGGUUUGGUGUUCUUCUUCCAACAAUGAUGAGAAGAUUAUCAUGGUUGUAGAAGAACAAACAUCCUAUAUGCAACCAGGAGUGGCUGAGAAGCUAGUUCCACUUGGACGAUUCGUUUCAAAAGAUGGAAAGUCAGUGGCAUUAUCACGACCUCAAGAGAAUUGUGUUGGCCUCAAUGGUGAUCCGUGUGGUAGGCUUCAUCCGUGCUGCGAAGGGCUUUCUUGCGAUGGGUAUUUUAAGGGAAAGUGUAAUCGUAUCUCAAAUUGCCUGCCCCUCGGUUCUACGUGCUUACCACCGCUCCCAACUAUCCCAUCCAGAGAAUGUUGUUAUCCCCGUAGAUGCAAGAAAUUUUUUUCGAAACGGACGUAUUUCAAGGGUGUUUUGUCAAACGAGUCUUGGGAAAAAAAAUUUUAUCAAACAAGUCAAUCCGGUAUUCGAAAUACCGGAUUCAAAUAUCCCGGUCAAAUCCGGUAUUUGAAAUACCGGAUUCAAAAAGGAAAUAUUGAAUCCGGUAUUUCAAAUACCGGACUCAAUGUAUGA